GUCCAUUUUGUCUUGAGGUUGUAAGAUUGACAAUGUAUGUUGCUAUUGAGGAAUAUCCCGAAUAUGGCAAGCCACAAGUGUUGGUUCAGGCACGUUGGAUACCGGAAGAAACUCGACUUGAGAUUGUAUCUCUGUUGAUGGCAAAGUUUGGUGAAAAAGGAGGACCAGUAGUAUAUGAAAUGACAGAAUUUUGUCGAGAAAGGCUUCAGGAUGUUUAUGAUAGUUACUAUGGCCAUCUGUCCAACGAAGAAGAAGAGAAAGAGGAAAAGCGGCCCCAAGAUAUUUGUUCUACUUUGGAAGAUCCUAAUUGGCAUGAUAGAGAAGACAAUAGUAUUGAAGAAUGGUGUGUAGGUGAAGUAGUGAUGGAUCGAAAGAGUAUAUUUCAGGGGCUAGUCAUUGAAGUUGAUGAUGAAAACAAAGUAGAUAGUCUUUUGAAUGCUUUGCAUCGACACCGUAAGAUUGGUUCAGCUACCCAUCUUAUUGCAUCUUGGAGAAUAUUGACACCUCAUGGCCAUUUGAUUCAAGAUUGGGACGAUGAUGGAGAAAAAGGAGCAGGACAGCGCAUUUUGCAAUUACUUGUCAAGCGUGACAUCCAAAAUGUAUUAUUGGUAGUCUGUAGAUGGUUUGGGGGUAUUUUAUUGGGACCUGUUCGUUUCCAUCUCUUUUUGCAUCGACCAUUGCUUUGGAUGCAUUUUGGCUAUGUGGAUCCCAACAUUCCAUGGAUGGUUGCUUUGUUCGGCGGUUUACGAACUGGCAACUUUUGGAAAAGCCAUCGUCAUAGGAGAGUAAAAAGUUUUAGAUAUUCUGUUGGUGUUGUGAAAAAGUUUUGUUAUAUGGAAAAUACACGUGAGAACGAAAGUUUUUCUUGUCCAGAGUUCGAAACGUUGAAUUGUACUUUUCAAGAACAAUAUUUGGAAGCCAACGGAAAAGCAAACAAUAUCGGUUGGGACUCUCCUUACGGAAGUGUGAUCAAGAGAACUCCUUUAUUGGACUUGUUGCGUCAGCAAUUGAAGAAAAGUCGGCUAGAAAAGAUGGAACAGACUCUUAUGCAACGUUGUGGCUCCAUUCAAGUGUUGUUUGAGAAUUUGCACGACCCACAUAAUGGAGCAGCUUGUAUUCGUACUUGUGAAGGUCACGGUAUUCAACACGUCCACGUGGUAGAAGCCUUUGAACCCUUUCAAUAUGCAGAUGGAGUUGCCAUGAGUGCAGAUAAGUGGAUGACCAUUCAUCGCUAUAAGAACUUAUAUGAUGCAGUGGAAACUUUAAAACAACAAAAUAUGGUUCUCAUUGCCGCUUGUUUAGACCCAGAUGCAGUGCCUAUUGACCAAGUUGACUUUACAAAAUACUCUCGACUUUGUCUCUUGUUUGGAAAUGAAGAACGAGGUCUUAGUAAAGGUAUUCGGCAGUUGUCAGAUAUGAAAGUAUACAUUCCAAUGGUAGGUUUUACACAGAGUUUCAAUCUUUCGGUGUCAUGUGCUAUGUUCCUUUAUCAUUUGAAGUUACAAGGCUGUAUCCAACCCAAUCUGACACAGGAAGAGAUGCAAGAGUUGUAUACCAAAUGGUUAGUGCGAGGCUCCAGAAGAGCAGCUCAUCUUAUAGAAAAACAUCGUUUUCAUUUUCCAGAAUUGUAGAAAUAACUCGACUCGUUAUUCAAGGGAACCACUUGUAUGGAUUCCUU
Galdieria sulphuraria is the source of this 1678-nucleotide messenger RNA. Its product is annotated as tRNA/rRNA methyltransferase (SpoU) isoform 1. The transcript is spliced from 11 exons. Gene Ontology annotation, cellular component: cytoplasm. Lineage: Eukaryota; Rhodophyta; Bangiophyceae; Galdieriales; Galdieriaceae. The record is from RefSeq and is a predicted model, not a curated record. Gene Ontology annotation, molecular function: RNA binding. Gene Ontology annotation, biological process: regulation of translational initiation; tRNA guanine ribose methylation. The coding region runs from base 33 to 1631 and encodes 532 amino acids.